This is a messenger RNA of Durio zibethinus, 3316 nucleotides long. The record is from RefSeq and is a predicted model, not a curated record. NCBI's taxonomy places the organism in Eukaryota, Viridiplantae, Streptophyta, Magnoliopsida, Malvales, Malvaceae.
UGAACCUUCUCCAAAAAGUUUGUUCUUUCUUUGCCUUCUUGUUUUCAGUUAGGCAAUUUUGCGCUAAAAGGAUGUUCAUUUAUAUAAAUAUUUCUUAAAGUUCAUAUUGUAUAUGUAUGCUAUAUGUUUAUAAGAGUUUGGUUCUUUUAGCUUCAAAGUAGAAUUAUUUAACCUUUUUUUUUUCUCUAUCUGAGGUUUUUAUAAGAUCUCUAAAAACCUUUAGGUUUCUUUCUUUUUAAUGUGUAUUCACUUGUUAAAGUUAAAUGAGGUUGGUUGGAGUGAAAAUCUUUGUUUUUGGAAUCCUUCGUACUUAAGCGUUGUACGUAUUUGAGACAAUGGUGAUAGUUUCACUGAUUUCAUAUGCUAAAGAAUUCAUUGUGCUUGUUCAUCUCUGUUCUUUGUAAUAUAAAUAGUAGGAUAGAUGCGUUUGUUAAAUGUUAGUCGAGCCGCCUAUUGUCUUCCCAUGUUGAUCUUUGAAACCAAUGAAUAUUCUUGAAAGAUAUGCCCACGUUUAUUACUACUUUGUACUAUAGCCCCAUUUUGUCCUAUUCUACAAAUCGUUGCUUUUGGUGAUAUAUUUCUUGCAAAGUCAGAACUUUCAUGGAAAUGAUCGUUCACAUUUUCUUGGUAUCUUCUAGAUUUGACAACCAGAAAAAAAAAAAAAAAAGAGUUAGGCAGUGUUUUGUGUAGGUAAAGCAGGGGUUUUGGCCGGUAUUGCUAUGAAACAAAUGCCAAAUUGCCAAUCCCUGAGCUUAAGCAAUUAUGUUUCACAUGGAGAGACUUUAAAAUCACCUUCGGUUGGUGUCGCCAGUUCAUUUUGUUUCAUUUUGUUGUAUCACGUGUUUGACUUUUCUUGGAUUCUUAUUUCCGAGAAUGUCAUGGUACUGGUAUCCUGUUCUUGAUCUAUCAUUAUCAUAGUGAAUGAUAAUUAACGUAGGAAUUCUAUUGUUAAAAGAAUCCAAAGGUACAAAUGGAUGAUACGAGCAUAUAAUAUACCAUUCCCUAUCUGAUGUUAGAUAUGUGUCCGGUUAGGUUCUCAGCUAUUCCUUUAGGAUGCCAUCCGAAAGAGUUCACCUAAACGUGUUUGGUUGGUCACAUAGGAAAUUGAAGUGACAGCAGACAGCUUUACGUGUUUGUUAGCUCCUCAUAAAACUUUAGAAAGUGUUUUCCUCGUUUCAUCUACCUGUACCAAACGAGCAAAGCAAAGUCGGCAUUUGCUUCCUUGUCUUGUACCCUUGGAAACAAUGUACUCUCAUUAAAAAAAAAAUUUUAGUCUUCUGGAUCAGUGCAUACCUCCAAAUACUUGGGAGUUUCUGGCAGAUACAAAAGUCCUAAUUUGUUAGAAUUUGAUUAAAGCAAGUACUUCAUGGCACUUGCACGGGCUGCUAGGAGUGGCUUGAGAAGAUCAGGAGGUACCAUUGGCAGUUACACAAGUGAGAGGGAUCUCUUCUGUGAAAGGGUAUCCGGCCACAAAAGUUUACUUCCCUCCCUUGAAAGAAUCAAUGCGCACGGUAAUUUGACAUACCUUUCCACCAUCAAGAAGGAAAAUUACACGAGUUUUUGGAGCAGAGAAAUUAGGACAACCCCGCAUUAUCAAUUUCCCUCAGCAGAGCAGGUAGUCGAGUGUAGGUCAGAAUAUGAUGAAUCAAGGUAUCCAGGACUAGAGGCGACCAAGCCAGGUGAAAAGCCUAGAGUGGUUGUCCUUGGUACUGGAUGGGCAGCAUGCCGAUUCCUCAAGGGGCUAAACACCAAAAUUUAUGAUGUUGUUUGCAUAUCACCUCGAAACCACAUGGUCUUCACCCCAUUGCUUGCUUCAACUUGUGUUGGAACCCUCGAAUUCCGCUCAGUUGCUGAGCCUGUUAGCCGGAUACAGUCUGCAUUGUCGACAAGCCCCCAUUCAUACUUUUAUCUUGCUUCUUGCAUAGGCGUUGACACUAACAAACAUGAGGUGUAUUGUGAGACAAUGAGCAAUGGUGGACUACCUCAUGAGCCUUAUCAAUUUAAAGUUGCAUAUGACAAGCUUGUAAUUGCUGCUGGAGCUGAGCCUUUAACUUUUGGUAUCAAAGGGGUGAAGGAAAAUGCAUAUUUCCUUCGUGAAGUGAAUCAUGCCCAAGAAAUAAGGAAGAAGCUCCUUUUGAACCUGAUGCUCUCUGUAAAUCCAGGCAUAUCAGAAGAAGAAAAGAAGCGCCUCUUGCACUGUGUUAUCAUUGGGGGUGGCCCUACAGGAGUGGAGUUUAGCGGUGAGUUGAGUGAUUUUAUAAUGAGAGAUGUCCAGGAGAGGUACAGUCACGUAAAAGAUUACAUCAAAGUCACUCUUAUAGAGGCAAAUGAGAUUUUGUCAUCCUUUGAUGUUGGACUACGCCAGUAUGCAACAAAUCACUUGACUAAGUCUGGUGUUCACCUUAUGCGAGGUGUUGUAAAAGAGGUUCAUCCCAAAAAAAUUGUUCUCAGUGAUGGAACUGACGUCCCCUAUGGCCUCUUAGUCUGGUCUACUGGUGUUGGUCCCUCUCAGUUCGUGAAAUCAUUAGAUCUUCCCAUGUCCCCUGGUGGAAGGAUUGGGGUUGAUGAAUGGUUGCGUGUUCCUUCUGUAGAAGAUGUAUUUGCACUUGGAGAUUGUGCUGGUUUCCUUGAACAGACAGGGAAGUCUGUGCUUCCAGCUCUAGCUCAGGUUGCAGAAAGACAAGGUAAAUACCUGGUGGAGGUGUUUAACAGGAUUGGGAAACAGGAUGGGGGCAAGGCUUUUAGUGCCAAGGACAUGUCUCUAGGAGAACCUUUUGUCUAUAAGCAUCUUGGAAGCAUGGCAUCUGUCGGACGUUACAAGGCCCUGGUGGAUCUUCGCCAAUCUAAGGACGCUAAAGGUAUAUCACUUGCCGGGUUUGUGAGCUGGUUGAUAUGGCGCUCGGCUUACUUGACUCGUGUGGUAAGUUGGAGGAACAGGUUUUAUGUGGCGGUGAACUGGGCGACCACGCUGGUCUUUGGCAGAGACAACUCCAGGAUAGGUUGACACUUAACACAGCCCCCAUCGCCCAUGUCUUUAUUGGCUUUGAUCGGUCUUUUAAUAUUUUGAGUCUUAUGCUAAAUCUUUCGUUGAUUCCACAUUUACUCCACAUUUUGUAUAUUUGUUGUUAGCUUAAUAUUGUCAACUGUUUUGGAAACACUAUGGAAUGUAGCUACAAAAUGCAGGGAAAAGGCAUAUAUUCAAGUGUGUUCAUUAAUUGAAGGGGUUCCUUAAAGCCAAUUUGCUCUGCAUAUUCAUUUUGUUCCCAGUGUAAUAUAAUAGUAUAUGAUUAUGAAUAAUAUCAUUGCUUUUGUAACA